CUACUACUACUACUACUACUACUACUACUACUACUACUACUACUACUACUACUACUACUGCUACUGCUGCUGCUGCUACUACUACUACCCCCUGCAGCAUGGCGUUCCGUCAGCCCACGCACAUCAUCCUCACGCCGGCGGGCCAGAACAAGAUCCACAAGAAGAAGAAGAAGACCACGAUAUCGCCCAAGCCGGAGCACAACAACCUCAAGUCCAUACAAAAACGCCGUGAGCGCCUGGAGGCCAUGCUGCAGAGUCGCAAGCUGCCCCCCCUCACGCUGCCCGCCGCCCCCCCCGCAGCCGCCAGCAGGAAGGGGGGCGGGGUGGGCAGCGGGGGGAGCAACAGCAGCAGUAGCAGCAGGAGGAGCAGCCGCCUCUCUCUCUCCCCUCACUGGGCGGAGAGGGAGAGGCGAAGAGGCGUGGACAGACGACCCACGCCGACCCCGAAUGCUGGAGGGAUGAAGCUGUUGGAGAGGAGGAGAUCUCGAGGAGUUGACAGACUACCAAACAUAGGAAGACGGGAAGACUUCGCAGGAGGAGGGGGAGGAGGAGGAGGAGGAGGAGGAGGAGGAGGAGAGGUGACGGAGGAGCGGCUGAAGGAGGUGCGGCAGGAGAUGACCCACGAGAUCCAAAUCCUGAUGGAGCAGCAGAUGAUGAAGAUGCAGCAGUUAUUGGAGCAGCAGAAGGCGCAGCAGGAGCGGAAGAGGGACAGGCAGGGCGAGCGGGAGCUGUCCAAGAUGCAAAGGGAGGCGGAGAGGGCAGCAGCGGCACGCGACGCGGGCGAGGACGCGAUGAAGGAGGAGGACGAGACGAUGAAGGACGAAAAGGAGGAAGAAAGCGAAAAGGAAGAUCAAAUAGAAGAAAUAGAAGAAGAAGAAAAGAAGGAGAGAGAAGAGAAGGAGAAGAAAGAGGAAGAGGACGAUUUGAAGGUGGGAAUGGAAGAUAAGAUAGAAGAGGAGGAGGAAGAGGAAGAGGAAGAGGAGGAGGAGGAUAUCACGGAGGAGGUGGAGGAGUUGGUGGCGGGUCUAAGAAGUGGAAACCAGAAGAGGCAGUUGAGGAGCUCCGAGCGUGUGAGGGAGCUGCUGUCCGCCCCGCACCCCCCCACGAGACAGCUGAUUCAGGCGGGGGUGCUGGCGCUGCUGGUGUCCUGCAUGGAGCGGGGGGAGAGCCCGCAGCUUCAGGAGGCCGCCGCGUGGGUCAUCACCAACAUCACUUCAGGGAGGAGUGAACACACGCAGGCGGUGGUGGAGGCCGGAGCCGUGGGCGUGCUGGUGCGGGUGCUGGCGUCGGGCGGGGCGGGGGUGCGCGAGCAGGCGGUGUGGGCGCUGGGCAACAUCGUGGGCGACGGCCCGGCCAGCAGGGACGAGGUGCUGCGGCACGGGGUGGUGACGCCGCUGGUCAGCUGCCUGCACCUCAACGUGACGACGUCGCUGCGGCGGCAGGUGUGCUGGGUGCUGACCAACCUGCUGCGGGUGCGCGGCUCUGCCAGGCUCAGCGAUCAGCAGCGGGCCGAGUGUGCCGAGGCCUUCCUGCUGCUGACCACCUCGCUGGACCCCGAGGUGCAAGCCGACGCGCUCUGGGGCGCGGCGUACCUGGCUGACCUGGGCCCCGAGGGCGUGGACGCCGUGGUGGAGGCGGGGCUGGUGAGGGAGAUGGUGCAGCGCCUCUACUCCGACGAGACGCGGGUGGCGGCGGCGGCGCUGCGGGCCACGGGCAGCGUGGCGGCGGGGAACAACGACCAGACGGAGGCGCUGGUGCAGGCCGGCGGGGUGCCCAUCUACCGCGACCUGCUGGCCCACCCCAGCCGCGGCCUGGCGAGGGAGGCGGCCUGGAUCCUGUCCAACGUGACGGCCGGCACGCCGAGCCAGAUCCAAGCAGUCAUGGACGGCCAGGCGGUGGCGGCGCUCAUCCAGGCCGCCGAGGAGGAGGACGUUGAGCUGCGCAAGGAGGCGACGUGGGCGCUGGCGAACAUUGCGUCUGGGUGCACGGAGGAGCAGGCGGCGCGGCUGGCGGGCGGCGGCCUGCUGCCCUGCAUGGCGCGCCUGCUGCAGGGCGACGAGGCGGGCAUGCUGCUGGUGGCCCUGGACGCCAUCAACAACCUGCUCAAGAAGACCUUGGAGCGUCGUCGGCUGACCCAGGCGGUGGAGGCGUCGGGCGGCGUGGAUCGGCUGCGCGUCCUCCAGCACCACCAGGACGGCCAGGUCGCCAGGAUGUCCUCCUUCAUACUCAAGACCUACUUCGACGAGGACCAGUAG
This is a messenger RNA of Eriocheir sinensis (Chinese mitten crab), 2255 nucleotides long. Its product is annotated as importin subunit alpha-3-like. Lineage: Eukaryota; Metazoa; Arthropoda; Malacostraca; Decapoda; Varunidae. Gene Ontology annotation, molecular function: nuclear import signal receptor activity; protein binding. The coding region runs from base 99 to 2255 and encodes 718 amino acids. Gene Ontology annotation, biological process: NLS-bearing protein import into nucleus. Gene Ontology annotation, cellular component: nucleus. The record is from RefSeq and is a predicted model, not a curated record. The transcript is spliced from 12 exons.